Messenger RNA from Fragaria vesca subsp. vesca, 1514 nucleotides. RefSeq names its product PHD finger protein ING2-like. The record is from RefSeq and is a predicted model, not a curated record. Lineage: Eukaryota; Viridiplantae; Streptophyta; Magnoliopsida; Rosales; Rosaceae. Gene Ontology annotation, cellular component: nucleus. The coding region runs from base 343 to 1188 and encodes 281 amino acids. The transcript has 11 exons.
GAACAGAAAAUAAUUAGACAUUCAUUUCAUGUCUAACUGAGAAACAGAUUCAUACGAGGAGAAGCGAUCUCAUCAACCGUGGUGCGCAUGCGGGCGCCGCUCGUCGAGCUCAGGGAGAAGCUGACGAACUGGGCAUGAGCCCCUGCGUUCGUGUGUGAAGAGAGGGCCAGAUCGAUUGUCUGGGUUUUGAAUUUGGCAUCUGUAGUGAGAAACAUCGGAUUAUCAGCUCCAAGCAAACACUGGCACAUAUCAAACCUAUGGGGUGAGAGAUUCAAGCUGUUGCUUGAGUUCCUGAACCUGAAUUACUAGCGUUACGAAAAUGCAGGGUUUAUUUAAGGUUGAAUGUUAUUGACAGAAGAUCCUAAUCAGAAACUUGGAGAGGAGCAACAGAGAGAGAAAGAACAAAUUCCCAAAUUUGGAGGAAUGGUAAUCGCAAGGACCGGAGUGUAUGUGGAUGACUAUCUCGAAUACGCAAGUACGUUGCCUGCUGAGCUGCAGAGGCUACUCAAUACUAUUCGAGAACUUGAAGAACGCUCUCAAACGAUGAUACACCAGACGAGGCAGCAGACGAAGCAGUGCUUGGGAUUGUCAAAGAAAUGGAACAUGGAAGAAGAUGAGGCCGCCAUUGACAAACUGUUGAAAGAAAUCGAAUCCAAUCAGGAGAACGCUGUCAGUCUCUGUACUGAGAAGGUUUUGCUCGCUAAACAAGCUUAUGACCUGAUAGAUAGUCAUGUGAAACGGCUCGACGAGGAUCUGCACCACUUUGCAGAAGAUUUAAAGCAAGAAGGAAAAAUAUCACCCGAUGAACCAGCAAUUCUUCCUCCAUUACCCAUUGUCCCCAAAACUGAAAAACGGAAGCCCAUUUAUGUAACUCCUCAAUCAAAAAGGUUUGAUUAUAGAGAUAGGGAAUGGGAUCGAGAGCGCGACAGGGACUUCGAGCUCAUGCCACCCCCAGGAAGCUACAAAAAGGAAUAUGCUAUUCCUAUGGAUGCUGAUCAACCAAUUGAUCCGAAUGAACCUACCUAUUGUGUUUGCCAUCAGGUGUCUUUUGGAGAUAUGAUUGCCUGUGACAAUGAAAAUUGCCAAGGAGGCGAAUGGUUUCAUUACGCAUGUGUUGGGCUCACACCAGAGACGAGAUUCAAGGGGAAGUGGUAUUGUCCAACAUGCAGACAACAACCACAAGGGUAGGAUGUUCAUGGCCCAUGGUUGUCUUUCUGUAUAUACUACUGUGCACCUAAAUGAGGGUACUGAUCUGGACUGGAUAGUGUCGUUUGGUUUUUUUCUUUUGUUUUCUUCUGUUUCAAAUUUUUGAUGGAUUAUUAGAGCGGGAAAUUCACAAGUAUUGGACCGCCAAAUGAAUUAGAUAAGUAAUAAGAUUUUAUUUGGAUUGACCAGAUUAGGGUUUAAAUGUGUUGUACCGUUUUUCAGCAAAAGUUCAGAGUAAGCUAAGAGCAUACAAUGGCUGAAUUUGGCUUGAACUUGAGCUAAAUGAAUUAAAUCAGAAGUUUUACUAC